Molecule: messenger RNA, 1247 nt
Organism: Kogia breviceps (pygmy sperm whale)
Lineage: Eukaryota; Metazoa; Chordata; Mammalia; Artiodactyla; Physeteridae
Gene: NCS1
Product: neuronal calcium sensor 1
Molecular function (GO): calcium ion binding; calcium sensitive guanylate cyclase activator activity
Source: RefSeq, a predicted model, not a curated record
CCGGCCCAGCCACUCCCGCUGGGCGCCCCGACGGGGUCCGGCCCGGGGCGCGGGGGCCGCGGCCGCCGAGGAUGGGGAAAUCCAACAGCAAGUUGAAGCCUGAAGUUGUGGAGGAGCUGACCAGGAAAACCUACUUUACUGAGAAGGAGGUCCAGCAGUGGUACAAAGGCUUCAUCAAGGACUGCCCCAGCGGGCAGCUGGAUGCAGCGGGCUUCCAGAAGAUCUACAAGCAGUUCUUCCCGUUUGGAGACCCCACCAAGUUCGCCACAUUUGUUUUCAACGUCUUUGAUGAAAACAAGGACGGGCGGAUUGAGUUCUCUGAGUUCAUCCAGGCGCUGUCGGUGACCUCGAGGGGAACCCUGGAUGAGAAGCUGCGGUGGGCCUUCAAGCUCUACGACUUGGAUAACGAUGGCUACAUCACCAGGAACGAGAUGCUGGAUAUAGUGGAUGCCAUUUACCAGAUGGUGGGGAACACCGUGGAACUCCCCGAGGAGGAGAACACCCCCGAGAAGAGGGUGGACCGAAUCUUCGCCAUGAUGGACAAGAAUGCCGACGGGAAGCUGACGCUGCAGGAGUUCCAGGAAGGAUCCAAGGCGGACCCGUCCAUCGUGCAGGCACUGUCCCUCUACGACGGGCUGGUAUAGUCCAAGGCCCAGAGCUGAGAUGCCUGGGAACCACUCGCCUCCCCCCGUGCCAUGAGGCCACCUCCGCCCCAACACCACCACCCUCCUGUGUCCACCCAGCCUUUCUCCGCAUCCAUGCCCCGCCGGGCUGCCCUGGAACCGCGAGGCCUGGCUCUCCUCCACCCGCCCCGCACCCACCCGCCGCCUGAAGCCACCGGCUCCAAUUGCCACCGACUUCUGCCUGUCCAGAAAACGACAGUACAGAUGGGAAAAGGCUCCAGCCCUCUGCAAAACCAAGGACUCGGCUGCUUCGCAGGCGGCCUCUCGGUCCCUCCUGCUCUCCUGCGUGUGUGCUUUCGUUCUUUAUUUCAAACAGACACUGAAAAAGGAAAAAAAAAAAAAAACCAAAACUACCUUCUGUCCUAGAAGAUUCAGACUGACAGACGGGGAGAAGGCCUCGGGGACGUCAAAGAACUCUGCCUCCUGCCUUGCCCUUGGCAGCGGGAGAGGCCACGUGGGGUCGGGGCGUGGGGGGGCCUGCCUGCCCAUCGUGAUUUGGCGCCCCAUCCUCGAGCAGCAAGACCACCUGCGCCGAUAGGAUGUUUCAUUACAAUGUUGAUUUUU